Molecule: messenger RNA, 2184 nt
Organism: Glossina fuscipes
Lineage: Eukaryota; Metazoa; Arthropoda; Insecta; Diptera; Glossinidae
Gene: Alg2
Product: alpha-1,3/1,6-mannosyltransferase ALG2
Exons: 2
Coding region: 364-1608 (414 amino acids)
Molecular function (GO): alpha-1,3-mannosyltransferase activity; GDP-Man:Man(1)GlcNAc(2)-PP-Dol alpha-1,3-mannosyltransferase activity
Source: RefSeq, a predicted model, not a curated record
GGGACAAAAUGACCUAAACCUUCGCAAGGACAUAUAAUCAGCAACUUUAUGACAGAUGACAAUCCCAGAAUACGGCGGUAAGACUCAUCAUAUGGAAUAUUUUACUGACGAAAUACGUUAAUCACUUUGUUUAAUUUCACGAGCGCACAAAUUAACUACCGAAAAUUCGCUGGAUGAGUAAAAAAGGCUCAAUGUGAACAGAAUAAACUCUUCAAGCAACUGGAAUAUUAUAGUCAACAAACAAAAAAUAUAUGUGCGUGCAAACACGUUAAUCUUUCAGUGCUGGUGUUUUAUGGGGUCAAGCAUAUAUAUGACUUUAAUGCAGCAGCAAAAUAAUAAUCCUCUUUGUGUUAUCUUUUAACGAUGGUUCGCGUGCUAUUUCUUCAUCCUGAUUUGGGUAUAGGAGGUGCGGAGCGUUUGGUGGUCGACUCAGCCAUAGCUCUGAAAGAAUGUGGUCAUCAAGUCGGUUUUCUUACUAAUCAUCAUGACAAAAACCAUUGUUUUGAGGAAACGGCAGAUGGUAAUUUGAGAGUGCAAGUGGUGGGUGAUUGGCUGCCACGGAAAUUGUUCGGACGUUUCUAUGCUCUCUGCGCUUAUUUUCGGAUGAUAUAUGCCGCCGUAUAUGCAACAUUCUGCAUUAUUCCAAAGGAACGUGUUGAUGUGAUAUUUUGCGAUCAAGUUUCAGUUGCCAUUCCAGUGUUGCGGUUUGCUCGACCUCGACCAAAAAUCAUUUUUUAUUGUCAUUUUCCAGAUCAGUUGUUAAGCAAAAAAGAGGGUUACUUAAAAAGCCUAUAUCGUUGGCCAAUUAAUAUUCUAGAGGAAUUCACUAUAAACAUGGCCGACAAAAUUCUUGUGAAUUCGAAAUUUACUCUUAAAGUAUUCCAGGAGACUUUUCGGCGAAUAAAUCAUUGUCCCGACGUGUUGUAUCCGUCAUUAAAUACAAAGUAUUUUGAUGAGAUGGAAAAAAAACAUAAUUUGGAACCUCCAACCUAUUUUCGCAACUUGGGGGACUGCUAUGUGUACUUAGAUAUCAACCGUUUCGAGAGAAAAAAGAACCAUCAGCUGGCCAUUGAAUCUUUUCAUGAAUUAUCUUGUAGUUUAUCGGAUAACAAGCCUCGUUUAAUUAUAACUGGUGGUUAUGACGCAAGAGUCAAUGAAAAUGUGGAACAUUUUAACGAACUGAAAGAUUUGAUAAAGGAAACGGACAAGGAACAUGUGAUUUUGCUGCGUUCAUCAAGUGAUGAUGAGAAAUUUCAGCUUCUACGCCGCGCGCAAUGCUUAUUAUAUACCCCAAUUGAUGAACACUUCGGCAUUGUGCCUCUGGAAGGAAUGUAUAUGUCGAAACCAAUCAUAGCUAUUAAUUCAGGGGGACCGACGGAGACAAUAGUUCAUAACGAGACAGGCUUUUUGUGUGAGGCUAACAAAGCGUCUUUUGCUGAAGCAAUGAAAACUGUAUUUGCAAAUAAGGCCCUAUGCGAGCGUAUGGGGGCCAAGGGUCGUAAGCGAGUACAACAAAAGUUCUCGUUUGAAGCAUUUUCUAAGAAGUUAGAUGGUAUUGUGCGAGACAUUGCGGAGUGCGACAAUCGUACUAUAAAGAAACUUGAAUAAACAAACCAAUGCUUAGUAAACGUUUGUCUCAUUUUAUUCGGCAGUACAGAAAAUCGAAAACAAUGACUUCAGUUGGUGUAUUUUAAUUAAGCUUGCUUUUAAUUUAAUUAUAAUCAGACAUUAUAAUAUUGCCACUUGCUUUCUCGCGUUAUUUUCCUAGUUCGUGAUGUAAAUAACAUCAAAUUUCAUCCUCAAACCCGGAUUUCUACUCGCAACGCUGAGAGGGUAUCAGAAUUUAAACUCAAAGCAUCCCCAGCACCUUACUACAGUUCUAAAUAAAGCUUUUUGGCUAUAUGACACUCUUGUCAAAAAGCUUGCCUCAGCUUUCCCAGAUUUCUCAAGGACAUUUGUAACCUCAACUCUUUCAGCGUAAUAACUACUCAAAUGUGUGUGGUGUGUGUGUGUGGAUAACGGGACCCUGCACCUAAUCUUGUCAAACUUGCUUUGCAUUUCAAUUAGUAGUUACUUUCCAUUUGUCUUGCAUGAAAUCGCCCAUCAUCCUUCCCUUAAAACACUCGUGUAAAUAGAUAAUGUCAUUAAACCUAAUUGGUCCGAUCCUGGUCUUAAUCAAUCAAU